This is a messenger RNA of Brassicogethes aeneus, 2694 nucleotides long. The record is from the annotation of a GenBank genome assembly. NCBI's taxonomy places the organism in Eukaryota, Metazoa, Arthropoda, Insecta, Coleoptera, Nitidulidae.
AUGAACAACCCCAUCAUAGCCUUAGGCCUAUUAUUGUUAAUAAUUAACAAGGUAUCAUGCAAAGAAACCAUUAAAUGUGUAAAUUCCAUGAACUACAAUGCUCAUUUUUCUGAGGAUGUUACUUCGGAUGACAGUGGUAACGAAGACAGCCCCUUUAUAGAAUGUGACAGCUAUUGCUACACAUUCUGGACUGAAGAUGCCACAAACGGCACUGUUAUUAUGAGACAAGGCUGCUGGCACGCGUCAGGCAAACCUAACGAAUGCGACCCAGGGGACUGUAAGGCCGAUAAAGAGCCUCCCAAGGCGAUGGAAGCGGCGAAGUUCUGCUGCUGCUCGAGCCCGAUGUGCAACGAGAACUUCACGGACGCCUACGUGCCUCUGAACGAGACGGCAGCGCCCCCUGCCGUCUACGAGCCGAGCGAAUUAGUCGUAUUCGCGGGCGUGUGCCUGGGUGUGGCCGCCGUGUUCUUCUUGCCCUACGUCCUGUACUACGUCAUCUACAGGUGUCCCUUGUAUCGGAAGAAGUCGAAGGAGUUCGACGUGGAGGAGAGCGAUUCGAUCGAGACGGUCACCACUACCAUCAGUUUGCGAAACAUGAUGCUGGAGGAGGUCAUAGGCCAGGGCCGCUACGGCUGCGUGUGGCGGGGCGUCAUCGACGGUAAACAGUUGGCGGUGAAAGUGUUCCAGUCCCACCACCGGCACUACUACCUCAACGAGAACGAAAUGUACCGGGUGGCGGGCGAGUGCAGCGCCCUCCUGAACUGCCUCGGCAGCGGCGAGUACCAAGUGACGCCUGGCGGGCCAACCGACCACUUGUUGCUGCUCAGCCUCGAGCAGGAGUGCCUGCAGGAGUACCUCAAGGUUCACACCUUGGACGUCCCCGUUUUAACCAAGAUGAGUUUGGGCGUGGCCAAAGGUUUAUCUCACUUGCAUUGCGAUCUAGGCAAACCGUGCAUAGUUCAUAGGGAUCUGAACACGAAAAACGUGCUGGUCAGGUCGGACUUAUCGUGCGUGAUAAGCGACUUGGGUUUGGCUUUGAUACCCAGAAGGUCGGAAAAUAGGGCUUUCAGUGAAGCUGGAACUUUGCGAUACAUGGCUCCAGAAGUAUUAGAAGGCGCCGUCAACUUGAGGGACUGCGAAAGCGCCUUGAAGCAGAUCGACGUGUACGCGCUGGGCUUGGUGCUUUGGGAGCUGGGCUCCAGGUGUUCGGACAUGCAGAACGCCGAGCCGCACCCGUACGCGCCGCCUUUCGCCAAAGAGGCGGGCGAGAACCCGUCGCUCGAGCAGAUGCAGACGCUGGUGAGCCGAAGGAAAGCGCGACCGUUGUGGCCGGCGUCGUGGAAAAAUACCGCCGCAGCCAGGUUGCUCUGCGAGACGUCCGAAGAUUGCUGGGAUCAAGAUGCUGAAGCCCGCCUUACAGCACUAUGCGUGGCGGAAAGACUCUUGGAACUGCCCCACCUGAAAGGGAGGAUUUUGCACCCAAUGCACCCCCCCGCAAGCCCUACACCUUUAAUUAACAACAACCAUCUCCACGGCCAUCAAAUUGAUGCUUCGGUUGGAACAAUCGAAACUUUGUUGUCUCCGUCAGAAGAGCACUGUAAAAAUUCGAAUCAUUUGGCGAAUUGCGUGAAUCCCAUGCAACCCUACCAAGGCAGGAAUCCUUGCCUGGAAAGGAAUCUGCUGAGUGGUUCCAGCGACAGUUUGUUAAUAGACAAAUCUUCCAAGCACUGCACAAACUCAGACUCGCAAAAUUUGAUCACCAACGACUAUCUCAACUUCCAAGUAAAUCACAGAGCCACCCCCAUUCCCUACCUCCAAAACGCGGUGCAUGGAGGUCCAAAGCAGCAAAACACAGUGAAAGAAACCCCAACAAAAGCGAAAUUUAAAUGGUACGGACUGAAAAAACUGUUUAACCACAAAAAAACGUCGGAUUCUUCAUGCUGCAAGGACACUCAAGUCAAGCUCAACACGAAACUCGUCAAUGGGUUCGGAAAAAAUGGCGUAACAACCUCAUUACUGCACGGCGCUAAAGAAGCGCCAAGACCCUCAACUCUGCCCCUGUCGGUGGCGAAACCCGCCCCCGACAGCACAAACAGCGGCGUGCAGCAAAUUUUGGGCCGCAACAAAAACAGUUUGUCGCGACAGCGGUCUCUGGAGCAGUUCAACGAAGUUUUUUCCUCCGCUAGCGACCUGUCAAGGUUGAAAGACCCCUCGACGAGGGUCAAGACCCCUGGAGACGUGCCCCCAUCCGUGAGGAGGACCAGGGGUAAAGCCGCAACAGAGUCGAGGUACUCUCUGUACGACGACAGCAUAAUGUGCAGGGGCCAGUGGGGCAGCGCUCCCGACUUGGAGCCCCCCGGCCCCCUAAAUCCCCCCCAAUUAAACGAUCUGCAAGACAGGGAGAGUGUCAGUAGUUUUUAGGCUAAAAUAUUAUUUUUUUCUACGUGAAAUCCGAACUUUAACCAAAGUUAAACAUAAACAAUAAAUAAUCAGUUUAUAUUAGUGCAAUUAUUAUAAUUAUAAUGAAGUGUGCGAUUGUAUACGUUAAAUUUUAUACAUUAGAUUGUAUUGGCAAUGUAUUUAUUUCACUGUACAAAUAAGCUAAUUACUACAGGGUGGAAAACUAAAUUAAUUAUUUAUUAUCCAUCUACAUUAGACUAGGCCAAAAAAAUCAACUAUUUUUUUUUGAAAAGU